Molecule: messenger RNA, 1742 nt
Organism: Drosophila serrata
Lineage: Eukaryota; Metazoa; Arthropoda; Insecta; Diptera; Drosophilidae
Biological process (GO): proteasome-mediated ubiquitin-dependent protein catabolic process; multicellular organism development
Cellular component (GO): cytoplasm
Molecular function (GO): ubiquitin protein ligase activity; ubiquitin conjugating enzyme binding
Source: RefSeq, a predicted model, not a curated record
CGCGCCGAAGCUCAGUUGGCUUCCGAUCGAGAAAACUGUUUCAGAUAGAGUUAAAACAAUUACGCCACCAUGCUACAGCUGUGCACCAUCUACGCCUGCGCCAACGGGACCCUCGGCCUGAAUCUGAGUCGUGCCCCCUGGGAUCCAUAUCCAUGGGUCAGCGGGGUGCAAGCGAAAUCGAAUGCGGAGCUUGGCGGAGUCCGGCUGGGCGAUACACUGCUAGAGCUCAAUGGAGCCGAUGUCCUGGGUCUAAGGAUCAGUGAGCUGGCAGGAUGGCUGCAGGAGCACUGGCAGAGCGGAGCCGAGCAUGUGACCCUGAUGAUGUGGCGCCAACAGGCGAGCAUUUCUCCAAAUGAGGAUCCCGCGGAGGCAGCCCAUGCUGUGCAGCAUGGAAUUAAUCAACAAUCGCUGCAAAAGUUUGCAACAUGCCUGCAACAUAUUUCCCAAUUACUGGAGUGUCCUGUGUGCCUCGAGGUCAUCAAGCCACCUGGCUGGCAGUGCUGCAACGGACACGUUCUCUGCAAUAAUUGCCGCAGUCGCUCCGUGAAGUGUCCUGUGUGCCGGGUUCCCCUAGGACCGCGAGGACGCUGUCUGCUGUCGGACAAAUUAUUCACCCUGCUGGCGGAGAGUUUUCCCUGCGACGGCGGUAAAACCAGCCAAGUAACUGCGGCCCAGGGCUAUGAAAAACUGAGCAGCGUCAACAAGUGCACAAAUGAAUAUCAUAAUCAACCGAAAAUGGCGUUGGCCAAGUCGAAUUCCGGCAAGAAGCUGGGCAAGUCGGUCCUGCAGGCUCCGGAGGAGUCAAUGCCAAAGGGACCUGCAUCGGGACCUCCGAGUAAUGUCGCCCACGAAUCCGGUGGCAGCCGGCAGGGCAAGGAGCACUGUUCGCUGAUAAAAGUGCAGCAGAACCAGCCCGAGACUUUCGCGGAAGGUCACAACAAUAUGCUCGUUAAACCAAAGUUAAAGUUUGGCAAGAAAAGUUGGCGGAUUGGGGGGCCAGAUGAAGACGGAUUGCGGUGCGAUGGAGACGCCACCACGAAUAAUGGACAGCGCAUUGCCGGCGAGCAGGUGAAGAGCGAGUUUCAGAAUUAUCAUUGCCCCACUGGGAAAUCAUGCAGCCACAAGCAGCAGCAGCCGUUGGCCAACAAAUUGUCAACAGUCGCGUUGCAGUUGGGACACACUGUUGCAGGAUCAAGACCAGGACCAGAAGUGGUAGCGGAUACCGGCGCCUUAUCAGCGGGGAGCCAUAAACAGGCGGCGGCGGCGACAUCCGGCGUAAAUCAGGCGCUAGAUGCAGUGCACCGGGAGUGGCAGCUGCUGCGCCAUCUCAGCGGAGAGCAUCGCCUGGCCGUGGUCCAGUUCUGCGGCACGUUCGGCCAGCGGCUGUACGUGCAUCCCCCGCCGCCCCAAGAGGGCUUGGUCUGUCUGAAGAUGAGCGAGGACCUGGACUCGAACCUGGUGCACCCAUUUUUCUUGGCUGUCAUACCGAUCUCCAGCGACACGGAGUACGCCGUCUUCCUGUGGCACCUGGACCAAGCACCACUGGGAGGACGGUCAAACUUUGAGGCUGUUAUCGAGGCUCAGGGCGAGGGCAUCAAGUGGUUCGGCCCAGUUCAGUCACUCCAGCGCAGUUGGCCCGAGAUUAGGGCAUCCGGCGAGUUCCUCUGCUGCCGCAACUUGGGUGCCACCUUUGAGGUGACCAUUAAGAGCAGAUGAAACUGUGCCCAUCCCGCCGCAAGACU